AUGGAGCCCGGUACCGAUCCUGACGCCGGCGCCAACCCGCGGCAGAGGGUGACCAAUGCCUGUGAAGCGUGCAGGGCAGCCAAGGUCAAGUGCCAGACCAGCGUGCAGCUGGGAAUAUGUCGAAGAUGUCUCGACUUCAAGAGAGAAUGCAUCUUCCGCACCGGGCCCAGGACCCGUCGUCCACGGCAGUCUAAGCAAAAUCAGGACACCCCUAGACCACCCCCUCCACCGGGGCCCUCAAAGACAUUUAGCAUCGACUUUGAGAUGCCCCAAGUAGAAGAAGCCGACGACCUUGAAAACCUCGCCGCGCGCCACGACAAGUACUUGGAGGAGUUUCUGCCCCCAGAGUCCGACCUAGAGUCCAUAGACAUGAUGUUCGGCCUCGACGGCGGCUCCCGCAGCGGUCCCCACUCGGCCAUCUCGUCCCCACCGUCCUCGGGCCCGUCUGUCUCGGUAUCGAGCUUCGGUCUCAAACCGCAGUUCAACCUAGACUCGGCCGAAAAGCUGCUGUCGACCUUCCGCGUCAUGCUCAAGCAUUUCCCAUGCGUGGCACUUCCGCCCGACGCCACAGUCACGUCCUUGUCAAAGACGAAACCGUUCAUGCUCCUCGCAAUUCUCUCGACGGCGUCUGCUACUAGUGCAUUGCAGGGCCACACCCUCUACGAUGAAGAGUUCCGCAAGAUCCUCGGUCUCAAGUUCGUGGCUGGCGGCGAGCGGACGCUGGAACUCCUCCAAGGCCUGCUCAUCUACACAGCAUGGUAUCCCUUUCACCUCCGCCCAAAGAACAAACAAGCCUUCCAAUACGUCCGCAUGGCGGCCGAGAUCCUCCACGAUCUCGAGCUGAACCAUCCACCUCAAGGCGCAGGCUCACAAGCUGGUUGCGGGGCGGCGUCGUCGUCGUCGUCCUCUGCGCCAGAUCAAAUGGACGGUAUCCGUGCCUACGUGUCCUGCUACUAUCUGGUCUCAGCGCACGUACUGCCCUUUCUGCAGUAUUUCCGCCGCACGACUCUGACCGAUGCUAGAUUCGCAAUGGCCUGGGCCAAGAUGGCGAUCCUGGCCCUCGACUACACAUCGUGGACGGCCACCUGCUGCGAUCUGCUCGAGCAAAACUCUGCGCUUAAGGGAGAUCACACUCUCGCGUGGCUCGCUAGGCUGGUUCACAUUACCGAGGAAUCGGCUGCCAUCUCAAAGACGAUACCGCAAGGGGAGCAGACGAAGCAGCAGGUUCAUUUCAUGUUUCUCGGGCUCGAGAGCCAGCUGAGGGAGUGGCAAGGCCGGAUACCAAGCAGCCUCGGCGACAUCAACUCCCUCACGCUAGCAAACCUAUUCACCGAAAUGUUCCUCCUCGCCAGCCCAAUCUACACCCUCCGCUCAACAGCAAAAAUAGGUGAUAGCGACCUCGGCCCUCCCAUCCCAGCCCCCCGCCUCGAAAAGUGCCUGACCCUCCUCCGCACCCUCUUCGACUUCAUAACCAACCUCCCCGCCGCCGCCUUCGUCGAGCUCAGCUCCAUAGACUGGGGCCGCUUCAUCCAGACCGUCAUCCUCGCCAUCCGCCUCUCUUUCCCGAUGCCACUCUGCCCGGAGUGGGACCACGCCCGCGCCCGCGAGCAGCUGCAGUUCGACUCGUACCUCGCCCGCCUGUGCGCCAACAGCGAGGCGCUGACGCUGACGCCCGCGACGAAGAGUACCAUGGACGUCUUGUCCGCCAGUAAAGUUGUCUUUGCGGUCGUUAAGCGGAAGUAUGAAGCUCGCGUCGCCAAUAUCGAGACGCCGGUGAAUAAGCUGCCGCGGACAAUUCGCGGGUGUCCGAUGUUCGACGGGAGUCUGGAUCAGUAUUUCCCGAUUUGGGACCAGGAUCUGAGUAGGGACGGGACGCAUGGGCUAGUGACGCCGGCGCCGAAUGGUACACCGGUGAUGGUGAACGGGCAGCCUGUUUAUAAUGACCUGUGGGCGACGAUGACUAUGGACUGGCCUGAUGGUAUGGCUGGUGCCGCUACACCGGGGUUUGAUUUGGGACAGGUCCAGGAUCCGACGAUGAACCUCGAUCCUUCGUUUCAGGGGGCCAUGAAUCUUGGUCCUUCCCCUAGUGGUAGCGGGUAA
Messenger RNA from Colletotrichum phormii, 2100 nucleotides. RefSeq lists its product as uncharacterized. The coding region runs from base 1 to 2100 and encodes 699 amino acids. Lineage: Eukaryota; Fungi; Ascomycota; Sordariomycetes; Glomerellales; Glomerellaceae. Gene Ontology annotation, biological process: regulation of DNA-templated transcription. The record is from RefSeq and is a predicted model, not a curated record. Gene Ontology annotation, cellular component: nucleus. The transcript is spliced from 5 exons. Gene Ontology annotation, molecular function: DNA-binding transcription factor activity, RNA polymerase II-specific; transcription cis-regulatory region binding; zinc ion binding.